AUUUCCACUUGUGUUCCAGGCUCUCCCGUGUUCGGAGAAGGAUUUUAGGGCCUAGCUUCAGGCUACUUUCUGCUCUGAUUCCCGGCUUCCGCCGGUCUUGGUUUUAUUGUGGGUUUCACUUUAUUACCCAUUUUUCGAGGUGUGUGUGUGCUGGCGAGCGCUUUUCUCGCGGUCUACUUGCAAGUUUUGUUCUCUGUUGUAUUCGAUGAGUGGCGUCUUUCU
Molecule: messenger RNA, 222 nt
Organism: Amoebophrya sp. A120
Lineage: Eukaryota; Dinophyceae; Syndiniales; Amoebophryaceae
Source: the annotation of a GenBank genome assembly